This is a messenger RNA of Trichobilharzia regenti, 2307 nucleotides long. Lineage: Eukaryota; Metazoa; Platyhelminthes; Trematoda; Strigeidida; Schistosomatidae. The record is from the annotation of a GenBank genome assembly.
CAUCAUUCGAAAUUGUAGUUUCUGUUAUGCCGCAGAUUCAAAUGUUGCGGAACGGAGAUUGAUAUUAGAUGAGGAUUUUUCUACUUCGGUCUUUAAAGACAAUUGCUUUUUAGUUAAUGAUGCAGCAUAAAGAUGCAGAGAGGUAGAAAGUCUCUAGUUGCCAAAUCAAAACUUUCAUACUGUUGUGAAUGGAAAGACUGCUCCAGCUCCUUUGAUGACAAAAAUUCACUCAAACGUCACCAGCUACAACACUUCGAAGUAUUAUGUGAACAAGUGUCACAGUGUAUAUGCCAUCCUAUCUGUGGAAUAUGUGAUUCUCCUAUAAAUGUAUCUGAUCCGGAUGAGAUUGAAAGGCACUCGUAUUUUCAUUCUUGGGUCAAUCAUCUGAAAGUGGUUGGAAAGCAUUCCUCGUCAAUUAAUGAUUGGCCAUCUUGUAUGUGUGAUUCAAAGUCAUGUAAUUCAAUACCUGAACUUCCAACUAAAUUUGAGUGUGGUUGGGAGUACUGUGAUUUUAAAACCAACGAUGUUUCCAUAUUUAUUGAUCAUGUUUCAAAGCAUUCAGAGGAAUAUAAUGAUUCUCGUUAUCCGAAGGGUGUAGGAUUGAAAUGUUUAUGGGAGGAUUGUACAUAUGUAGCCCGUCGUUUAAAAAAUCUUACCGGUCAUUUGGAUACGCAUACUCAAAAUAAACGUGCAGCCUGUCCUACAUGUGGUCUGUUAGUUGUUAAUUUUCGAAAGUUAGAAGACCAUCUUAAACGUCAACAAGUCCAUUUGUUAAGAAAGAAUGCUAACGUGAAUAUACAUCAUUCAGUUAAACCUGUAAAGUGCAAUCGGUGUCAAAGACUGUUUAGUACACAGAGAUUAUUGGCUACGCAUAUGAAAAGGCAUAUUAAUACAAUGAAAUGUCCCUAUUGUGAUAUGACUGCCUUAGGCAAAUCAGCUCUGGAACGUCAUAUUUUAUUUCGUCAUACUAAUGAAAAAUCAUUCCCCUGCCCUUAUUGUCCUUUAGCAUUCAAAGUUGCCGAUAUUCUAGAAAGGCAUCUAAAGGCUAAACAUAAUAAGAUGGAUGAAUCAGAAGAGGACAAUAAUGUAACACUAACUGAUUCAUCAAUCCAAAUAGUCAAUAAUCCCAUCGAUUUAAACGGUAAGAAUUAUCUUCUCAUUUUUUAUUUUUGUGUGCUUCGGUAGCACAGCGGGGUAGAAUGGUCGCCAACCACGCCCCAUGUGGUCCGGAGUUCGAUCUCCGGUCGCAGACGCACUCCUUUAUUUCUCACUAAGCCAGUAAUAAGACUGGUAAAGAGGAAAGGUUUGGCGUGAGGCUAACAACCUUUCCCCGUAAAAAAACACUACUGCUACCGAAACUUCAGAGCUGUAGCUUAAAGCCCUAUAUGUUCCACUAGGAACGUACAAGAAUAAAAUUUUUCUCUAAAUAAAAACUAUUUUUGUGUGUUUAUAUUUUCAAGCUAUAUUCAGCUGUGUAGCGCUUGACUUUUUUUUCAAAAUGUUAUGUAGUGUUCUCUUUUUUUAUUUUGUUUUGUUUUUAAUUUUUACUCAGAAAAAUCUGAGUGUUUAAAAACAACGUCGAUUAAUUGAAUCAACGUUGAUCGAAAUGUUCAGCCUCUUGACCCAAGUGUAUUAGUGGAUAUUUUUGCGACUCUUUUAACAGUUUGCAUGUAAACUGGGCAGAGAUGUACUUUAGAUGCUACUGCUGGAUUGCAUCAUAAUAUUGUUUCCUGUCUAGAGAAAAGAGCCAAACAUUGUAUCGAAUGCUAAUAGCUGAUUGGUCUACGAGGUUCCCCUUGUCAGCAGGGAGGUCCUGGGUUCGAACCCUGGCUGUGGAAGGAUGGAUGCUGAUGAAGAGUCCCUAAAUUGAGGGAACGAAACAGUUAUCCAGUACUGCAUGCUGAUUUUCUAACAGUUCCCUUAUUGAUUUCAGUUCAUGAUCAAACUUGAUUUACCAAAUGCUUUGUAGGGAAAAUACCUCUCAUCAGUUAGAUGUCAAUUUUUAUUCAGAACUGCCAGAAUUGUGUAUUGUGUCAUCGUCUGUCUGUCUGUCUGUUUUCGACAUAGAACUUCGCACAAAUGUGCGGAAGUUCAAGUCGCCACACUCCGUGUAGCACGCGAAACAAGAGAAGAAAGUACAAGAAAAGCAUAAUCGAAACAGUGAGCAGAGGUGUGAGACAAAGGAGGAGUAAUAACGAAGAACAAAACAGUUUCAUUGGUAAUCAUAAGUCACAAGGAGUGGAUGAAUCUGCACCAGCCACUGAGAACGGUUUUGAGCCAUGUCACCAAUUGUUUCCAACCAUUGAU